AUGUCAAACACCAACGGCAACGGUGUCGCUGAACGCCGCGAUUCAUCCGCAACUAGGCGCGCUCCUACUCCUGGAAAAGCCACCGUGCUGGCAAUCGGCAAGGCCUUCCCGAGCCAACUCAUUCCACAGGAUUGCUUGGUUGAAGGCUACUUCCGUGACACCAACUGCGCUGAUUUCGCCAUGAAAGAGAAGCUGGCACGCUUGUGCAAAACAACCACAGUGAAGACCAGAUACACAGUAAUGUCCAAAGAAAUCCUAGACAAGUAUCCAGAACUAGCAACCGAAGGCUCACCAACUAUUACGCAAAGGCUCGAUAUAGCGAACCAAGCCGUAACCGAGAUGGCAAAGGAAGCUAGUUUAGCCUGCAUCAAACAAUGGGGUAGGCCUGCAGGAGAUAUCACUCAUGUAAUCUAUGUUUCCUCAAGCGAAAUCAGACUUCCAGGAGGCGAUCUCUAUCUCGCUAGCGAACUCGGCCUAAGAAGCGAUGUUAAUCGCGUGAUGCUCUAUUUCUUGGGAUGCUACGGGGGCGUUACAGGCCUUCGAAUCGCUAAAGAUAUAGCCGAAAACAACCCUGGAAGCCGAGUCUUGUUAACCACUUCUGAAACCACCAUUUUAGGGUUUAGGCCACCAAACAAAUCCCGCCCAUACGAUCUAGUCGGAGCUGCUCUUUUCGGAGACGGAGCAGCAGCCGCCAUCAUCGGCGCUGACCCAAUGACCAAAGUCGAAUCUCCUUUCAUGGAACUGAGCUUCGCUGUUCAACAGUUCCUCCCAGGGACUCAUAGUGUGAUCGACGGGCGGCUUUCUGAAGAGGGUAUAAACUUCAAGCUGGGAAGAGACUUGCCACAAAAGAUAGACGAUAACAUUGAAGGGUUUUGCCAGAAACUGAUGGAGAAAGCUGGUGGUUUGGAGGACUUCAAUGAUCUGUUCUGGGCGGUGCACCCUGGCGGUCCGGCGAUCCUGAACCGGUUGGAGACCACAUUGAAGUUGAGAGGGGAGAAACUGGAUUGUAGCAGAAGGGCAUUGAUGGAUUUUGGGAAUGUGAGCAGUAACACCAUCAUUUACGUGAUGGAAUACAUGAAAGAAGAGUUGAUGAACAGAGAGAAUGGAGAAGAAUGGGGACUUGCUUUGGCUUUUGGGCCUGGGAUCACGUUCGAAGGCAUUCUUCUUCGUAACCUCAAUUAG
This is a messenger RNA of Cynara cardunculus var. scolymus (artichoke), 1182 nucleotides long. RefSeq names its product type III polyketide synthase A-like. Gene Ontology annotation, biological process: polyketide biosynthetic process. The transcript is spliced from 2 exons. The coding region runs from base 1 to 1182 and encodes 393 amino acids. Gene Ontology annotation, molecular function: acyltransferase activity, transferring groups other than amino-acyl groups. Lineage: Eukaryota; Viridiplantae; Streptophyta; Magnoliopsida; Asterales; Asteraceae. The record is from RefSeq and is a predicted model, not a curated record.